CAGCGUCAGUUGUAAUCACAUCGUGCGUGAUAGGUGGUGUGUGAGUGCGAAAUUUUUUUAUUUACACAUGAUAUUAUUUUUUAUAAUGUACAAGUGAGAAUACUAUUUUUAUACGAAACACAACAGUACAAAUACAAAAAGUACAAAUAGAUAACUUCACUUAACCUCAUCUCAGCGAUAUUCAGGAAUCCGAACGACAAUAAAAAAUAAUUGCCAGUACCAUCUUACCGAUCGAUCGAUAAACCUAAUUACCAUUUAUGGAUAUUUUAAGUUAGUAGUAAUAAUGUUAUUAGAAAGAAGAAAAUGAGUGAAACUCUAAGUCAAGACCCAGACGGGUUGAACGUGGCGUACACCACGUUGACACCGUCGUACCCACCGACCCCAGCGACUCCAAGCUCUACGGUGCAGGACGUGGCGCCAGGAUUGCCGCCAUUCUCCACGUUUUCAGCGGACAUGGAUCCAAGUGGAACGUUCAGUUCGGUGUCGGAUCGUUUAUUUAGUGAUACCCGCCUCUUAGACAUAUCAAACUGGGACUAUUACGGUGAGACUCGUUUGCUUGAAAGAACGGAAAACGGACUCUCCAUCAUCUCCUCCCAACCUCAGUACCGGCCGUGGGAGUCGAAAACUGUUGACUCAACAUCAGCGUUUUCUGCCACGACUCCAGCCGCCAAUACAUUCACGGAUGCAUUUGCGCAACAAAACGGCCUUUCCAAGUUACCAUCUUUCCAAUCACAAUUCCAGACGUUUAGCGAUCCUGUAACCACUAGCGAGCCCACGUUAACCACGCUUACCAACCUGACCCCCGUCUCGCCAAAUUCAUCGUCUAGUCCGGGAAGCCAUGGUUUAACCACGUUAAACUCCAACUUUCACACCUUAAGUGCUGUUAAUACAAGAAGCUAUCCUUUAGUUCCAGCUCCCAUCCAAGCCAGAGAGAUUCCGUCGAUCCAACAGCAAUUCUUGGACGAGAGGCACAUUCAGCUCUACUCGCAUCCAACAGCCAACAUUACAACCCUGAAUAACUCUCUCCAUCCCGCCAGUAUUUUCCCAACUCAAAAUGGUGCUAUCAUUCAAAAUAAUCAACUGAUCUCCUCACCGACCGUGGUGACCGUGUUGAAAUCCGAACCCGAUAUCAAGCUGACCAACGUCGGCCUGCAUCCGACUCAGUUCCAAAAUCCGAUGACCAACUUAAGUGACAACGGUAUUUACAAUGGACUUGAGAAAAAAAUUAACGGUAUUAGUGCUGCGAAUAUGAACUCUCCGACGCGAAAUGAUUUCCGUAAAAAAGAACGCAGGAAAAUUCGGGCAUCUAGUCUAGAAAGCUCCGCGGAAAGUGACGGGGCUUCCAGUAACAUGGAAAUCGGUUCCGAUAACCCUGGACAGGUCGCGGCCGUGUCCAGUACCGCGGGUUUUAAAUCUCAUCAUUCCAUUAAUUCCAACUCAAUGGAUAUGGACGAUAUCAGUGGCGGGUCAGUAGACAAACAAGUCAAAAAGAAACGUAAACGUUGCGGUGAAUGUAUCGGCUGCCAAAGGAAAGACAAUUGUGGUGAUUGUGCCCCGUGCCGAAACGACAAGAGCCAUCAGAUCUGCAAGCAGAGGCGAUGCGAAAAGCUCACCGAGAAGAAGAAUCUGUACGGAGAAGGAGGUUUCCUUCGUGGAGAGUCUAGACGAGGAAGGGGGAAGGGCAGAGGUGGAGGGAGCUACCGUGGCAGAAAACCCAGCGGGCCAGUAGCUCCCAUCGGUGGCAGCAGUCUUCCACCAGAUACCAACGGUGUACCUACCACUCAGCCACCAACGAGACCCAGUCCACAACCAGUCACUGUUCAACAGCCAAUGCCUAUACAGCAACAACCUAUGGCCCCAAUGCCGUUUUACGCUGAUCCAAACCGUUUUCCAACGCCUGUGUGGCAAACCACCACAGAGCAAGCAUGGGCACCUCAGGGUCAGUUUAUCCAACAAAUCCCAGCCGGUCAGCCUAUAGAAACCUACCAGCAAUACCCAAAUGGCAUCUACCAAACAACUUACCAACAGCCAGCCUUUGAAACUAACACUUUCUACACGGGUGCAGUCCAAGUUUUAACCAACCGCCCUCCAAGUGUACCCACCCAACAACCUCAACUAACACCGAGACCAAAUUCAAAUUUUUCUCACACUCCUAGUCCAGUGCCUGCUCAACAGCAGCCUCAACCUCAACAACAGCAGCAAGUUCAGCAGCAAAAUAAUCAGCAACAGUCGCAGCAGCAGCAACAGUCUCAGCAAACUCAAGCCAAUAACAGGCAAUACCAAGAAUAUAACAUGCAGAAUCAGAAUUUUAACCCUGCUUCAACUCCAACGGGAAACGAGAGCCAAUCUCGACCAAGCUCAGUAAACAGUAUUGCCAAUCCUCCAACGCCAAACCAAAACUUUAACCAACAACAAAACACUGUGUAUACGACAGUAUCAUCGGCAAAUUUUAGUCCGAGUUCCAACUCUAGCAACUUUGUCAAUGCUAAUUCGGGAAACGACAAGCCUGGAUAUCCACAAGUGAACAGCAGCCCGCAGCUAACUUCACUCAGCUCUAGUGGAUAUUCAGGCCAAGGACAGUACAGCGGGCAAACUCACUGGCAACCCCAAGAGCAGCAAAUUAUCUGGGAACAACAUCAACACGUUGAACCCAAAGUAGAACAAAACUAUCAAGAAGUCCAGGCUAAUAACGAUCACUACAAUCAACACCAACAAGAAGUCAAUACGUCUCCCAAUAAAAUGGAGGGUCACAACGUGCAAAGUGCUGUUAAAACAUUCUCUCAGGCGGAUAAAGUCAACUUAAACACGCGAAUUAAAACAAUGAUACUCAAUAAACAGCAGGAAAACAAAAUCGAAGAAUCCAAACCAGUAGAACAAAACACUACCGGUCAUUUUUUAUGGUAUAGCCACCAUCCCCACUUGAACUCGUCAAGUGGUGAUGGUGGCCCCCAAAACACCAUUCCCCUCAAAACCGAUAAUGUUUCAAACAACAAUUUUCAAACCGGGCCAAAUUUUCGGUUUAAAACUACAUUUCAUAGUCACAUUCCCAAUAAAAACUCUCAAAUUUUGAAUAAAGAAGAAAAUCAGGUUUUUCCCUAUAAAGGCGAUAUGCGAUUGAAAGUGGAACAUCUAAAAGAAGGCUCGUUGGAAACUAAAAUUAAAGUUAAGGAGGAAAAAAAAAUCGGCAAUGAAAUUCCUCAAUGCAGUUGUUUUCCUGUGGAUCAAUUACCUCCGGAACCUGGUACUUAUUAUACUCAUUUAGGCUGUGCAAAUAACUUAAAGACUUUAAGAACUGAUUUCGAAAUGCGUACUGGAGUCCAAGGUCAUGCAAUAAGAAUAGAAAAAGUUCGUUUUACUGGAAAAGAGGGUAAAACUGCUCAAGGUUGUCCCAUUGCAAAAUGGAUAAUUCGUCGCUCAAACAUACAAGAAAAAUAUCUUAUAAUUGUGAAAUACCGUACAGGACACGUUUGCCAUUCCGCCUUCAUCGUAAUUUGUAUAGUAGCGUGGGAUGGAAUCUUAAGAAAUUCUGCAGAUGAUCUGUACUCUAUGUUAACUGAAAAACUUAAUAAAUACGGAAUUCCAACAAAAAGAAGAUGUGCCACCAAUGAACAACGCACUUGUGCCUGUCAAGGCAUAGACGAAGAAAAAUGCGGCGCAAGCUUUUCUUUUGGCUGUGCUUGGAGUAUGUACUACAAUGGCUGCAAAUUCGCCAGAUCUAAAGAUGUGAGGAAAUUUAGGCUGAUUGACAAACUCGAAGAACAUUUAAUUGAAGAUCGGCUGCAAUGGCUAGCCAACUUCUUAAGUCCCUUGUAUAGAAACCUGGCACCCAAGUCUUUUGAAAAUCAAUGUCAUUAUGAGAAAGUUGCAUCGGAUUGUAGGUUGGGCAGCACUCUUGGAAGGCCUUUUUCGGGAGUUACUGCCUGCGUUGAUUUUUGCGCUCAUUCGCACAAGGAUUUGCAAAAUAUGAAUGAUGGAUGUACAGUUGUUGUAACCUUGAGCAAGCACAGGGAAUUAACUAAACCAAGUGAUGAGCAAUUGCAUGUUCUUUCAAUGUAUGUCGCUGACGAUACAGAUGAGUUUGGAUCUAAAGAACAACAAGACCAAAAAAUCGAAUCGGGAACCAUUGAAGUUUUACACAGUUUUCGUUCAGAAGUUCGUACGUGUUCGGUUCCUGCCCAGACUUGUCUGCGACGAAAAAAUAAAAAGUCCACAGGCGUAAAAGUAUCCAAAAGAAAAUCUACCUCAUCAGAACCAAAGUCGCCUUUGAUUAAGUUUUCUCCUAGUUUAACAAGUUCUCCUGUACAGAUGUCGUUGAAUACUUCAAACGAAAUUCAGUACAACCAAGUGUCCAGUACAGUUAUGGGCAUGCCAAACCAAUAUAAUAGUUACAGGUCCGUAUCAGGAGAAUGUGCCAUGAGAUGUAGUUUCCUUACAACUAGUAGUUUUUUGCAAGACUGCAAAGUAAUCCGAAAAUAUCUAUUGGGGUAUUAACCAAUAUACUGCCAUGAUUUAUACCGAAAUUUUAUUGAAUCACAUUGUCAGUGCCUCUAUGAUCUCAAAGAAAUCAAUUCACAAAUCUACUCAGAGUACAAAUUUACAUUUCUGCGCUUGUCAUUAUAAAAAAACAGUCGAAAAUAACCAAAACUGGCUGCUGAUUAGAUUUCUUCUGUUUAUUAGUUAAUUUAUUAUAUUAUUUUAGCUAGAUUUUUUUGUACAUUUUUGCUACAUAUGAUUUUGUAUCGAAUUUAAGUUUCCUUAGAUGUUAAUCUUCGACUGACAUACUAUCGGAAGUAUUAAAACCAUAUAAUAGUCAUUAUAUUAAAUUUAUUUUUGACCAAAGUACUAAAAUACUGAGAUAGUAUUGCAGUCUAAAACCAGUUAUAAUUUAUAAUUUAUUUGUAUAUAUUUUACAUUAAGGUUUAUUUUUUUGUUAUUUGCAUUAAUUUUGUGGUAAAACUACGCGACAACCAUCAUCGAAUCAGGUUUACUAUUAAUUACCUAAAAAAAGUAAGAUUGUAUGAAAGUUAAACUUUAUGAAUUUGGAUGAGACUAUAUUAUAUUCGCGAUAAAAAUUAGUGUUGUUUGUGUAUAGAGAUCAUUUAUUUAAAGGAUUUAGUCCACAUUUUUGCCUUUAUCCUUGCUUCACGUAAAAGAUUAUAUAUUUUUGCCAGCGUGAACAUGGUUUUAAUUAAAUUAUUUGUAAAAAUUGUUUGGAGCGUCUUCCGUUUGGAGAAGCUUUGGAUUUUAUUGUCCCAAAAAGGCCCUACAACAUUGCGUAUACAUCUGAUAUGUGUGCAGUUACUUUGUAGUAUUGAAAGUAUAUUUUUGACAAAAAAGAAUAAAUAUUUAUAGUGUUCUUAUUAUGCCUACAAAAAAUAUUGUAUAGUGUUAGGACCCAGUCACUUGAUAAUUCAAGAAUAAUUUAUAAGUAUGUUAAUACAAGAAAAUGAUGCCAAAUAUUUUAAACUAGAUAUUAACCUUUUGUAUUUGUUGUUUUUACGGUAAUUUUCUUCCAUGCCUUUUUUGGCCCACACAAUUUUAUGUAAUAUAGGUUGGUCUUUUUAUAGCUAUCCAUUAUUUAUUAUUUUAUUUAUUUAUUUCAUUUUAAUACUCCAUCAUUUUUAUGCAAAAUCAAUUUUUCGAAUUUUAUAAUUUUUACAAAUUUUCACAGACUAAGAGCUUUUGUGCAAUAAACCUGACCUUCAGUAUUAUUAACAAUGAAUCUUGCAUAGAAAUGAUGGACGGACGACAUCAAUCAACAAGUUUUAGUAUUAGAAAUAAAAAUGUAUAUAUUUUUUACACAAUUUUUAGUAUUUAAUAAUCGAAAAACCAAAAAGCAAUUUACAAAUAGGUACUGUACAGCACGUUUUUAAGUUUACAUUGCCAUAUAUCUCAUCUCCCAUUUGUAAAAUUUACCAUGACACAUAAAAUUCAAAUAGCAAUACUUCGAUACGAUUUAUCAUAUCAAAUGGCUAUGUUUACUUAAACACGUAGUGUAUUUUCGUCAAACAAUAUUUUGUAUUUUCUAAUUAUAGAUUUUUUAGUUUAGAAUUAAGAAACAAAAUUAAUAUGUGUAUUGUCUUGUGAAUACAUUUAUAUGAUAGAA
Messenger RNA from Brassicogethes aeneus, 6106 nucleotides. Lineage: Eukaryota; Metazoa; Arthropoda; Insecta; Coleoptera; Nitidulidae. The record is from the annotation of a GenBank genome assembly.